Molecule: messenger RNA, 4585 nt
Organism: Porites evermanni
Lineage: Eukaryota; Metazoa; Cnidaria; Anthozoa; Scleractinia; Poritidae
Source: the annotation of a GenBank genome assembly
AUGUCUUCACCCCCGAAAGAGAAGGAUAAAGAUUUGAAAGCUGGCCACCCUCCGGCAGGUUGUUAGAGAACUAUUGUUUUCUCGAAUCGAUAGUUUUGUUGGCCAGCCAUGUUUCUCACGCAAUAAACGAAUGCAAAUACACACGACGAUAAUUCUACGUACUUUUAUUUUGUUUUGUUAUAUUUUGUUUUUAGUGAAAGCAGGAGGGAUGAGAAUAACCUCAAAGCAUCAUCAUCCUCAGCACCCAGCUCCCACGCCAGAGGAGAAAGCAGAAGAGGAAGAAUUUGCAGAACCCAAAGAAAAGUAAGUUCGCGUACGUGCGCCCUUUCUUUCAACGUGUACGUACACGUUUUCGAAUUAGUACAGUUUGUAAAAAGUGAAACGUCACCAUUAAGAGCAUAGUUUUCAUCAAUAAGAAUUCAAGAAACAAAAAUAAAUUUUUUUCAUACGCUUGUUUUCGCGUCGUUUCAUAACUUCUUUGCGAGUUCAAAUAUAUCACGAAAUUUUCUCUGGUGACGGCCACGUGUGGAAGUUGCGUUGCGUGACAGGUGCAAGUGAAUGAGACAACCUAAAUGGUCGAGUUAUCACCAAGUUCAUUUUAAAUAUUUUGAGGGCCUCAUCUCGUUUUUGAGGGAUGAGGCGUUCAUAUUAGUAGGAGGCAGGUGAAUAACAAUAAGGUUCAAAGGGUAGCAGCUUAGGGUAUCCGGUCGUUUCGCCUACGGGUCGUUUCGCCCACGGUCUGUUCGCCUACGAAUAGAGUCGAUUCGCCUACGUCUUAUACGUCAGUUCGCCUACGAGUCAGAUGUUGAAGCUUUAAAUCGGAAUUAUUAAAAGUCCUUGUUCCUUGUAUUAUUCCUUCCAUUUUAUCCUCGAUGGCUAGAAAAACAACGCGCUAAAACAUCUAAGUUCGAAUGUUUUUAAAAACUUUAUUAUGGCGGAACCCGGUCGUGUGAAAGAUAUUUUGCUUAAAAUGAUUUAAGAAACGUGCGAUUGUAAAACUGAGCAUUAAGAUGUGUAUUAAAAUGAAAUUAACCACCGUUUACGGUCUUUGUGUGGUUGUGUAAAGCGCGAGCAGAGCAGUAAACAAACCACUGUUUACGGUCUUUGUGUAGACUUGUGAAGCGCGAGCGGCGCCUAAACUAAAGAAAGUGAGACUUUUCAUUAACAUAUACGAAAUUAGCUUCGGCUUGACUUGACAGUCGGUUCAAUUUCUGCGUUGAUUUGGCGGGCGACUUGUUGAAUCUUUUAUCUCUAUAAACUAGUUUAUGUAUGUAAUGUGUCCUGGUAUUCUGAGUUACUCCGUUUGCGUACUUUCAUCUAACAGACAAAUAAUAUAAAAACUUAAAGCGUCCUUUGUGUAGACUUGUGACUUGAGCGGCGCUCAUACUAAGGGAGGUGAGAGUUUUCAUUAGCAUACAUAGUACUUACCACAAAAUUAGCUUGUUCACACUACACAGCUUGAUGUAACUUUUUAUUUCGAUGUUGCGGCUUGUUAAAUCGGUAAUCAUAGUCAUAUACUUCGGACUGAGUAAGAUAAAUAAACGUUCGUGUUCACGUUUGGACUUGGUUCAAAUAACCAAGGUUUAGAUUAAAGUAACAACCUACACAAAAGAAGGUGGGACUUUUCCCAUUAACACAAUCAAUUCCAAAGGACAUUGUUUAACAUAGAUCAAUUAGCAAAGGAUUACAAAAUAAUAUUAGCAUUCACCAAUCACAACGCUGCGAUUUCGAUCCAUCGGAGAAGGCAUUGACAGUAUAAAAGCCCUAGUAUUUUAUUCUCAUGUCACCAGUUCGUUAGAACAACACUAUUCGAAAAGUCAAUCUACGCUAAUAAUCAUCGAUAUCAUGGAGGAAUUUUACUGUAUCUUUUGUGCUGAAAUCGUAACCUCCCACCAAGAGGCCCUACUCUGCGGCGGAUGCGACAGAUGGCAACACCGUCGUUGUCACACUGGCGUUGACCGAGCCACAUAUCGACAGGCAGUAAGGACCGGCCAGGACAUUUUAUGGACUUGCAUCUAUUGUACAGACGAGACACCAGUACCGGUUGCUGCUAGUUCGAUGAUCAAUACAGGUAUAUAAUUUUUUUGUUAUCUCUUAAGGUUGAUUUCCAGCACUGUGUAAUUUUAAGGCGAAAAUAUUUCAUGCGCUAUAUUGAAUGAUUUAAUCAUUGAAGUAACUAAUAGCUAAUAUAUGUGCUUAAAACCAACAGACUCGAGUACGCCUUCUGCUCUACCAGAGUUGUCUUUACCCGUUUCAUCGCCAUCAGACCUCGGAACAGUCAUGGAAGUGACUAUGUUGUUAGUUAAAACAAGCCGGUUAAGUUUAUGAUUUCAAGAUUGUCAAGUAUGAAAAUUAGGCUAAGUUUUCUUUGGUUGUCUUUCCUUUAGGUUAAGUUGCACAUUAAUUUAGGGCAGCUAAGUUUAGGUAGAAUAAGGCUGGAAUUUCGAACUUAAGGCGAAAUAGAUAAGCAUCGAAGUUAAGCAAGGGUUACAUGUGAAUUAUUUUAUCAAGGGGCGGGUGUCACUAGGACAACCCACACGUUCCCGCAUGUAAUAAGUGUAUUAGAAUUAACACAGAGUGCGGAGGAAUAACAUGUUUUGUAGUUAAAUUUUAUGAUCGCUGACGGUUUGAAUGUCGAUUAUACAGUAAACACAGCUCGGUAAACUUUUUGCUUCGCCUACCGUCACAAAGAACUCCUCUGCGCCCUGUGGAAUUAAACGCGAAUGAUCUGUUGUUUAAGGGGCAGGUGUCACUCGGAUAACCUAAACGUCCCCGCAUGUAAUAAGUGUAUUAGAAUUAAAAUGUCGCGAAAUGAGUACGCUUUAUGGUUACUGAGUGUAAUUGGAGAACCUUGUAAUUCGCAACUCAGAAUAUGCGAUAUUUACAUAACUUGUUUUUACUCGAACGAAGAUGAAUCAAAUUAAAACGGAAAUUUUCAGGUAAACGAACGCUCGUUAUUUACAAUUAUUUCACUUCGAUAGGCUUGACUUUAUGAGUCACGCUCUAGGAAUUGAAUCGACUGACUAGGAUCCGAGCGCGAUCGCACAUAAAGUAGAUGAAUCAACUGUUGUAGCACAUGUUUUAACACGUAGGCGAACUGACAUAUGAGACGUAGGCGAAUCGACUCUAACCGUAGGCGAACAGACCGUAGGCAAAACGACCCGUAGGCGAAACGACCGUAAUUCCAGCUUAGGGAAGGACAAUUUGCAAAAGUGAAUUUGGGCAGGGGGUGGAAGGGAAGGGGUGAGUUCCUGCUUUGCUUUUAAUUUGUUCCGGGCUUCCCAUAUGAUUGUUGUUGUUGUUUUUUUUUCCAGCUUGGAGGUAGUUACCUUAAUGGCUGUUGCAGCUGAAUGCAUUUUUUAUGUGAAUUUUUCAUCCCCCCUCACUUUUCUAAUGGUUUCCAGCAUUCACAGCCAGGGGGUUCAUUAAGGGCCGGGCACCGGGCAAAUUGACCAGCUGUGAACACGACUUUGCCCGUCUGCUUUACAUCUCAAAGAACUUCUUUUUAAUACAAGGAACGAUCAAAAACAGUUUUAAGUUACAAUCGUGCCCAUUUCUUGAUGAGUCUUAUCGAGUGUAAAACAUACUUUGCCGUGCAAUUUCCACUUUAUUACACACGGCAUGAAAUCCCCUCGUUCUUUGUGUGUUAAAAACAAGAAUCGCCCCAUAACACAUUGCGAAAAGAACUGUGCUUCAUAAACGACCACCUGAAAUGUAUCAGUGUUGCGAGCACGUGAGCAUGGCGGCCCAGAAAAGAACGCGUUCGAUAGCGUAUUAUAUUAUUUUUCGACUUUAACCAAAGGGCCUCCAGUAGAGAAAAGACCAAGAGAUGAGUAGACUUCUUUGUGAUUUAACCUUUUACUUGCCUGUAUAUAUUGAAUGGCUUAAUCAUCAUGUUCAACGAAGCAAAGCGUGAUUUUUAUUCGUCUUAUGGUUUACGCCAAUGAAUUAAUUUUCGGUGCGUUCACGUUAAAGCAGUGCUCCUCCCGUCUAGUCAUUGAAAUUUUAAAGAUAAGUUGAUUACGACUCAGCUGCUGACGGUGAGUUUGAGUAAAGAUUAUUAUGAGCAGAGCUAUUAAAAGAGAACCAAAAAGUCCAAUUUGUGUGGUGGGUAUUGGUAUCAAAUCAUGAUUAAAUUGUCUAGAAAAGUUAUCUUUUUUUGGUUGUUGAAAGUCAUUGUCUGCAGCUUCAAAAUGCAGGAAAACACAUCCUUACGACUAUAGAAUUUCAAAAUUUUCCGGGGGAGCAUGCCCCCGGACCCCCCUAGAGGGCAAGGCCCUCCGGGCCUUGCCAAUUCUUUGCCCGGGUGUCAAACUCAGUUGCCCUCCUGUUCAAAACCUUAAUGAACCCCCUGCACAGCUGCAUUAGACUACACAGCAAAUAAUUUUCUUCUCCAUUUCUAACUUUCAGGGCUUCUGAUCAGAAGGUUGUUGUGUCUGGAGUGGUCACAAAAGGCAAUGCUGAUUUCAAGGCAGAUGCAGUUAAAGUGGCCCAUGAAAAGCCUUUGCCGCAACAUGAUAAAAGACCUCAAGGUCCUGGAGGGAAGGCCCCUGGAAUGGUUAUUCAACAACCGAGAAAGCAGUAG